This is a messenger RNA of Syngnathoides biaculeatus (alligator pipefish), 5811 nucleotides long. RefSeq names its product calphotin-like. The coding region runs from base 3791 to 5455 and encodes 554 amino acids. The record is from RefSeq and is a predicted model, not a curated record. NCBI's taxonomy places the organism in Eukaryota, Metazoa, Chordata, Actinopteri, Syngnathiformes, Syngnathidae. The transcript is spliced from 4 exons.
GAAAACCCUCCAUUAUGCUGGAUUUGAAUAACCUCUGCAGAGAAGAGUGUGACGAAAUUCCUCCAGUGCCAUGUGAAAGAUUCAUCACCAAAUAACGCAAACAAUUGAUUUCAGUUUUUGCUGCCAAGGCUGACACAGCCCGUUAUUAGGUUCAGGGGAUAAUUACUUUUUCACAGAGAGUCAAAAAAGUUUUGAUUUCUUUGUGCCUUAAUAAAUUAAAUUGUCAUUUGAAAACUGCAUUUUGUAGUUCUUUGGGUUGUCUUAGAGUAAUAUUAAAAUUAUUUGAUGAUUUGAAACCAUUCUCUGUGAUGGAUAUGCAAAAAAAAAAAAAAGCAGGAAUCAGGAAAGAGGCAAAUACAUUUUUACGGCACUGUACCUCACACCCAGCCACAGUCUUAUGAAUAUCGGUUACACCCAAUACCUGUGAAGAAGUGGUUACAGUUUAAAAGAUGUUUAAAUUCAUAACAUAGCUGCUGAGACAUUGGUAAAUCGAGUGAAGUAGGGCCAGACUAUUCUUGACAGACCAUUUAAGUGGAUUAGACACUCAUUGACUUAACAUCUUAACCAAUUUUCUUUCCAGUAAGAUGGGGUACACACAUAGUCAGAAGUGGGGCAAAUUUGAAUUUUUACCUUCCCUUGAAAUCUAAAUUGGCAAAGGCAGCAAAUCAAAUGUCUCUGAAAGAAGGAUUAUCUUGUGUGGAGGGUGUUUAUGUUUGUCAGGUUCACCAAUUAGAUAUUCAUUAAUCUGGACAAAAAGGAAGCAAAGACACCAGUUCAAGUCUCGCGAGGAGAGAGAAGAGGAACUGUCUCAUACAAUUCACCACUGCACUCUCUGAUUAUCCUCUCCUCAGCGUCUCUAUUUAUUUAGUUUUAAGACGCCCCUUAUUUACAUGGAUGUUACAAAAAGGAGACGAGAAGCAAAACAGUUGGAAACAAACUGUACAUGUUUUUUUCAUGUCCAUGUGCAUGUGUGGAAGAUUGCUGAAUACAUGUGUGGUCAUCAUUUCUUUAACAGGCAGCAGUUCUAACAGUUCUGAUGAUUAGAUGUUUUUGUUCUUGCUAUCUCCUGCUAGGAGGCUGCCACGUUAUCUGGAGCAGAGCAAAGCAUUUCAUUAUUGGAAGCAGAUGUAUGAUAAUAAUGAUCACAAUUAUUCCUACAUUUCCCCCCUGUUUAUCAUACAUUUGCUACCAUGUUUUCUAGAGCAGAGCAAAGUGUUCUUCAUUGCAGGCAGAGACAGCAACUGAAUUGAAGAAGAGCAAAGCAUUUCUUCAUUUCAGGCAGAAACAGUAACUGAAUUGGAGCAGAGCAAGGCAUUUCUUUAUUGCAGGCAGAAACAGUAACUGAAUUGGAGCAGAGCAAAGCAUUUCUUCAUUGCAGGCAGAAACAGUCAUUUAAUUAUAUUUACAAUUAUUUUUACAUUAUCCUCCUGUUUAUCCUACAUGUGCUCAAAUCCUUACAUCAUCUAAUAGAUCAUCCUUUCGGCUUUAUUCUACAGAGUCAUAUUUAUGAAAACAAACAUAGUUACACUCGGAGGAAAAUAUAGUACUAAUUACUUGUAAUGUUCUGAAUCGGAGAACAGGUCUGUAAGAGAAGUCAUAACAUCACCAUCGUGAUCAACAACAUCACUGUCAUUAACCUGUUGUGUCAAUAGUGGAUAUAUUUCUGCCAAUUUUGAAAAUUCGGGGCAAUAGCAGUGGUUAUAAGUCGGUUAAGUGAUGACCUUAAGCAGGGCAUGCAGCAACAUCCACACAAUGUAAGAAUAGGUGCAAACACAGCUAUAGAAACUAGGAGAGAGAACACCAAGUUUUUAUAUUUGCCAAACAUUUUUUCCCAUCACUCAGACCAGGCUGAUGUGCUCACGCCAGAGUGCUUCUUCAUCUUGUGGUUCAGGGUGCGGAGGCCUUGAAUGGCCCUUGUGAGUGACCCAUCAGGUGCUGUGUUAUUUGGAAUAAACGCACAACACUGGUCACUGAACAUUGCGCAGACGCUACCCUUCUCGGCCAGGAGCAUGUCGACUGCUAUGCGGUUCUGGAACGCCAUGAGGCUGCAGCGAGUUGCUCUUUUAUGGCAAUAAAGCCUGCUUCCGUAUAGUUACCUAGUUUCUGUACAUUGUAAUGUAGGUAGUUGAUUCUGUCAACAUUUUUAUUCGGGGUUAUUCAUAACAAGAUGGAUUCCCGUCCUGCAGCAAUCUGGUUAACCAACUUAUACUCAUCUGGUACGGGUUUCACAGCACUGACAUAACAUGGACUCCUUGCAAUUAGAUUUGGUGAGGAAAACACUAUAAAAGAUGUAAGGAUGGAGGCAUUGAAGGAAGAAAUGUGACAAAGAUUAAUAAUCACUUUAAAUGAUACAUUUCUACCUAUGGUCAUUCUUCCAUAUUAAUCUGAGGUAUGAAAGGUAUAUUGUCAGUACAAGCAUAAAGUAGAAUGUAUUUUAAAAGAAGUGAUUGCAAUGCAGGUGCCUUGGAAUGCUCAAUAUUCACGUUACAUUCAGGUCUUCACUCGUUAAACUCACGUAAAACACUCAGCUAUUACUCCGGGGUAACAUGAAGAAUAGUUUUUUUUCCCUUUGGUAGAAGUGUCUGCUGCAAGAUGUCAGCAAACUGCUCGCAUAUUUGCACAAUAUUGUUUGCUAUACUUAAAGCAGAAGUCAUUUUGUGGUCACAGAACUUGGUUGUGCUUGUAAAAGAGGGGUGGAACCCAGACAACCGCAAGACUUGUUAUCUGUGGUUGCUGUUGUACCAAUCAAAUACCCAAAAUGGAGUUGCACCUUCUUUCCAUCCCCUGCCUUUUUCAUUAAAGCAAAAGGAAAAGAGUAUACAUAUCUAUAUUUGGGUGUCCAUUGUAAUUUAUGUUUUACAGAGGCAAGGUGCAUUGAGUGAUAAAAGAGGAAGUUCUGAAACGGAAACAUAAUGCGCAUGAGGUUGCUGCAUGAUGACACUGAGAAGCUGUGGAUUCAUGGUAUGGUGAAGUCCAGCAAUACAACUGGAGGAGCCCCGGAUUUCAAAGCAACACAGGUCAUUUCACUCAGGUUGUAUAGAAAGCAAGCACCCAACUGGGAGUGGGUAUGGCCACUGAUGGCAACAAGGUGUUUGUUGUUGGGCAGUAUCGACCAGCUGGCAACAUCAGCAUGGGCCAAUACUUCAGGGAAAAUGUCCUCCCACAAGGAGGAGCAAUGUGGUUUUUGUCCUGACCGUGGAACAGUGGACCAGCUCUACACCCUCGGCAGGAUCAUCAAGGGUGUUUUGUGGACAUGUAGAAGGCAUUUGACCGUGUUCCUUGGGGAGUCCUGUGUUGUGUUCUUUGGGAGUAUGGAUUACCGAACCCCCUGAUACGGGCUGUUCAGUCCAUGUUAGACCGGAGAUUAUGUCUCUCGGCUGGCCUGGGAAUCCCUUGGUAUCCAUCCGGAAGAGCUGGAUGUGUCAUGAUCCUGCCGCUUCAGCACGAGCUGUGCGGCUGCGCUGAUUGGGAGGCACACACCUGUGCCUCAUGCGGCCUGAUCAUCCCCCAUAUAUAUAGGACCCGGUGACGACUGGUCCGCCGCCAGUUCGUUGAGCUUUAUGUCCCGUUCCAGCACUCUCGUACUCCUGACUGAACCUGUGUGUACCGACUUCCGUCCGUUCUCUGACCAACCUUGUAAGCCUGACUCCUUGACACUUCUGCCUGCGUUGUUUCCCCGUGCACCGGACUGCCUGCUCGAUCCCCGAACUCUGCAUACAAUAAACGUGUCUCUUCUUGAACUACCUUGCGUCUUCCGAGUUCCUGCAUUUGGGUCCUACCUCUCGUUCAGAUGGGACGUGACAGAACGAACUGGCCAAUACAGGACCCAGCAGGAAAGACCCGGCGUCGCCGGGACCGACGCAAGGUAGACCGUCUGCCGGAGGACCAAGCCUGCCCAAUCCGGGUAGGCUCCCUGACGUCCUCCACUUCCGUGUCUUACUCUCCGCCAGCGAGGUAUGAAUACGUCCCGAACACGACCCGUCCGGCUCCUCAUAUUCUUCUGGACUCUGACUUUUCGGAAUAUGAGGAGGACCGUGAUUUGUAUGACCGGCUGCCUGAGUACGACUCCGAUGAUUUUGAUUUCGAAUCUCUUUGCCCGGCUUUGCAUCCCAGUCAGUUUGUUUCACCUCCCCGCGUUUCCAGCACCCGAACGUCUUCACCCGGUAGAUCAAAGUACACCAAUCGGUACGAGGGAACCCGAUUGGCCAUCUACCCGGGACCUCAGCGGGGCGGCCAGAGGAGACGCCCCGGCCGGGCGCUUGCUGGUGUCUCUCGCUGCGCAGCAACGAAGACACCGCCCUCCCACUCCUCGCCGGCAACGGCGAGACCGGCAGACCCGCAGCUCGUGGCGAGGCUUCCAGCCCAGAGGGAGGAGGAGCCGCCAAACCACGAGGCGUUCUGUCGCGAAAUGCGGGCGCAGAUAGAGAGGCAGAGCGCCGAAUUGGCGGCUCUCACGGCCCAGGUCCGGCAAGGAUUGGCGAUCCAGCCGAGCUACGCUGACGUCGCAACGGCGACGGACUCGCUGCUGACUCAGGUUCACGUUGCCGUGGAAACCGACCCGCCCCCUUGUCAAGUGCACGCCACAGUGGGAACAGACUCGCCACCUCAAGUGCACGUCGCAGUGUUGGCGGUUCCGAGCAGAGCUCACGCGGCAGUUGGAACUGACCCGCUCCCGAGACACGCCCACGUGUCAGUUUCGACUGACUCUCCGCCUACUCAGGUUCACGUUGCCCUGGAAACGGAUUCGCCGCCGAGCCACGCCCACGUUGCCGUUUCAACGGAUGCAGUGCAAGCUCACGUGGCAGUGGGGACCGACCCGACGCCGCCUCACGUUGCUGUCCAGGAGGUGGCGACGUCUCCACAGCCGCUUCUCAUCCGUGCUCUGGAGUGGCAGUGGCGACUGGUCCGCGGACGCUCCACACUCCUGCUCUGUCGGCGACCGGCCCGCGGUCGCUCCCCGUUCCUGCUCUGUCGGCGACGGGCACGCCCUCACGUUCCUGUCCAGGAGGUGGCGACAGUUCCCCAGCCGCCUCACGCUCCCGUCCAGGAGGAGGUGGAGUUGGUGAUGCUGCCGCCGCCUUCUCAAGUUGCUGUCCAGGAGGGGGCGGCGAUGGCGCCGCCUUCUCAAGUUGCUGUCCAGGAGGGGGCGGCGAUGGCGCCGCCUUCUCAAGUUGCUGUCCAGGAGGGGGCGGCGAUGGCGCCGCCUUCUCACGUUGCUGUCCAGGAGGGGGCGGCGAUGGCGCCGCCUUCUCACGUUCCUGUCCAGGAGGGGGCGGCGAUGGCGCCGCCUUCUCACGUUCCUGUCCAGGAGGGGGCGGUACUGGCGCCACCGCCUUCUCACGUCCCUGUCCAGCAGGCGCUGGGGAGUUCUGUGGAGCCACCCAGGAGCUGGAGAGACUUCGGGGUGGCAGUCAUGGCUCUGGUCCUGCUCUCCAUCAUCUUCUUCGCUCCUUGAGUUCGCCCAGCCGCUUCAGGACCUGGCCUCGUUGGCGACCAAUCCCUGGUCGUCUUGCAACGACGGCGUGGGAGGUUUUCGUCCGGAGCAGUGGCCUGCCUCGUUCUGGUUCCUGCCUCGCCGUUUGGUUCCUCACAGAGGUCGUCCGCCCGAAUCGCCCCGUGGGGACCCUGGUGCUUGGCGUCCGGGUCGUCCUCCUGACCUGUCCGCCCGGACGCCUCGGGUUUGGUGGCCUGGAUGGCCACCAGUCUGGGGUUCGGGGGGGCGUGCCCUCCUCCGGAGCCCCUUCCGCCCACCCUGCCUGUGUUAAUUAGUGUCUGUUUUUUUUUCGUUUAGGCACGUCUGGGAGCCGUGCC